AUGACUUACUCUCGCGGCCCUCGACGGGCGCGAUCGCAAUGGCCUCCAGCACCAUGCGUCGAGGAAGAACCCCAGUCUCUCUCGAAGGAGCUAAACGGUCUCUCCAAGCUUGGAGAUAAGCCUGGGGUUGACGGCGUUCAUACAAGAGGGGCUGUCGAUCAGUAUCCAAUCAUAGUCUCCGCCAACUCGCCCCUUCCAUCUUCUGCCUCCCCGGACAGUGUUCCCAGUGUACCUGGGCUCGGUAGUGUCUCUUCCGAUGAAAGUGCAGGGCCAACGACACCGCCUGCUCAAGAGCCCAUCUUUCGGAAUACCGUCAGAUUUGAUAUUGAUGAUCGGCCGAAACGUGCACCGCCGUCAACCGCAAGUCAACCACGCGGCCCGCCAUCUCGGCCUUCGGCCCAGCAACAGCCCACCCGCGAGCUUAAUACACAGCUGGAAUCCCAACCACCCUCUCAUGGUCGGGUUGGCAAUGCUAGCAGACGCGGUCCGCCAAUGCAAACAUCUCAUGGCUCCCGUGGACCAAGUGCGCCGGAUCGCAGUAAUGCUCAAGCUCCUGCACACCACAAGCUCCAUCCACAAUCAUCCAAGCCUUCCAUCGGCCGAUCCAACAGUGCAAGAUAUGCGCCCUCAGCAGCACGGCCAAUGCCAGAACGCUUUCGACGGGAGCCUAGCUCGGGAUAUUCGUCAGAUUCGACGACCACGCUCAACAGACCACCCCCGCAACAACCCCAGGCGCCUGUCCCCACUGUUCCUGUAUCGACUCUGGCAAAUGGGCCCACCCUCGCAGAACGCAUUGAUGAGAAACUUCGCCAGCGACAAGAACUGCGGGAUUCGGGGACUAUGUCAGACCCGGAGGUGCGGCAAAGUCCCCCAACUGUGAAGCCUGCUAAGCCAGUUCCUCUCGAUGCUUCUCUGGCCCCUCCGCCUCCUGCUCCUGCUUCAGCAUCGCACUCACCUUCGCGUGGGUCUCAGCGUGUCCCGACACAGCAAACACAACAGGAAGGGCCCCCGGCCUCACGUGCCCGCGCGACAUCAGUGACAAUGCCGCCUACCCAGUCAAUGUACGGAUCUCGCCAUCCCUCAGGACCAGCACCCGAGAUAUUCAAGCCUACAUCAACCCAGGUCGCAACCCAAGUCAAUCCGGACAGGUCGCUGGCUCGUCCCGCAACGACUCGACCCCCUGGCACAUCACCACAGCGCCCCGGCUCAGUAGGUCUGGGACUCUCUCCAUGUCCUCGAACCAUCGCCGUAGCAGGCUACCAAGACUGGUACACGCUUAAAGGUCUCACCCACCUGGACAUCUGCCCGUCCUGCAUGAGCCAAAUUGCGCACUCCCGCUACCGGGACUACUUCAUUCCCAGUCUCUCAAAGCCAGCCGGACAAAAGACACGAUGUGCCUUCGCCAACGCAUGGACCCGUCUCGCCUGGGCCCAGAUGAUCAAAAAGCAACACGAUAGCCUGGAGCUCCUGUACCAAAUGACCCGUCCACCACCCGGCACACGCGCGUGUCCCGGCCGCAUCGUCGCCGAACAAUCCUGGUACCGCAUCUACGACCCAGAAACCGGCGGCGACCUAGCCGGCUUCAACGUCUGCAACAGCUGCGCGCGUAACAUCCGUAUCCUAAUGCCCAGUCACCGCGACACCUUCCAGCCAAACCCAGACCCCGCCGAGCGUGUGUGCGACUUCGUGACCUCCAGUCCCCGAUUCGUAAAAUUCAUCGAUCUCCUCGAUGCAUCAGCUUCGCGCGCUGAAUCGGACUCUUCACGCACCCGUCGCCCGGACACGCGCGAGUUCCUUAACUACGCACGGCGCAAGGUCGUGCUGCGUGAUUGUCGUCGCGACAGACCUGCUCUUAGUACAUGGCACUUUAUCCCAUCGCUGCCGGAGAUGUGUGUGUGCGAAGAUUGUUAUGAUGAAGUUGUUUGGCCGCUGGCUAGAUCGAAUCAUCCUAUUGCGUGCAUGGUCACGACGAAGAUGCGGAUCUUGCCUGGUGAUGGGCCUGGUCGGACUCGGGAGGCGAGUUGUCAACUAUACUCGCCGCGUAUGCGGGCGAAGUUCCGGGAGGCGGUUCUUAGAGAUGAUUUUGGGUUGUUGAAGUCUGUUGCGCAGAGGAGGGUUGAGGCCGAGAGGCGGUUCCUUGAUCGGAGGGAGGAGCUGGUGGUUGCUCAGUCGAAGGGGUAUGAUUGUGAUGAGGAGAUGAGGAAGGCUGUUGAUGAGUGGAGGAGGUGGGAAUGA
This is a messenger RNA of Penicillium coprophilum, 2235 nucleotides long. RefSeq lists its product as uncharacterized. The transcript has a single exon. The record is from RefSeq and is a predicted model, not a curated record. NCBI's taxonomy places the organism in Eukaryota, Fungi, Ascomycota, Eurotiomycetes, Eurotiales, Aspergillaceae. The coding region runs from base 1 to 2235 and encodes 744 amino acids.